Molecule: messenger RNA, 2166 nt
Organism: Acanthamoeba castellanii str. Neff
Lineage: Eukaryota; Discosea; Longamoebia; Acanthamoebidae
Product: His Kinase A (phosphoacceptor) domain containing protein
Exons: 10
Coding region: 1-2166 (721 amino acids)
Biological process (GO): signal transduction; protein phosphorylation
Molecular function (GO): protein binding; ATP binding; phosphorelay sensor kinase activity
Source: RefSeq, a predicted model, not a curated record
AUGGAGGAGAAGAGGCAAAAGAUGGAGGAGAAAAACGGCACUGCGGUGCGGGUGAACGUGUCGCUGCCGCUGCCGCGCCACCUGAGCAACUUCCAGCACGAGCACCAGGUGGUGGAGGCCCUCAUGGCCGCCGGCGUGCCGGGCAUCGUCCACCCACACAACAUCAUCUGGAACAAGGAGACGGGCGAGGUCAAGAUCACCGACUUUGGCGUGGCGUCGGUUGUGGAGCGCACCCGCGAGACCACCGGCGCCAGCAUGGGCUCGGUGCCCAUCCAAUACGUGCUCGGCUCCAUGGCCUACCUCGUCCCCGAGCUCUCCCUCCGCCACGCCAAUAGUAGUGCCAACGGGAGCGGGAGCGAGGCGAGCGCGCGGGCGGUGGACUACCGCAGCGACUUCUACUCGCUGGGCAUCACCUUCUUCGAGCUCCUCACCGGCAGCGUGCCCUUUGUCGAGCGGUCGGCGGUGCGCAUGAUGCACGCGCACAUGGCCAAGCAGGCGGCGGCCGUGCACGAGGUCGACGCGCGUGUGCCCAAGUACGUGUCGGGCGUCGUGCACCGGCUGCUGGCCAAGUCCGUGGAGACGCGCUACCAGAGCAGCCGCGGCCUCGUCGCCGAUCUCCUCCGCUGUCAGGCCAUCAUACAAAAACUAGAAAGCGUCGGCAACGACAGCGAAGACGAUGAUGCAGAGGGGGAGGAGUUCGAGGCAGGUGACGGCGAGACUGGUUACCAGGAGGCCGGCCUAACGUCUGACGAGUACGACGAACACCUGGCCACCGUUGUGGCCCACAACCUGGUCAUGCUCACCCACUGGGUCGCCGCCGCGCCCUGCAACUUCGCCCACUGGCACCGGCUCGUCGAGGCGGAGCGGAAGAGUCUGCGUCUGCGCGAGACCAACGGCGGGCGUCAGAUGGCAGCGAUGGCCGAGGUGCUGGGCAUGUACGAGGAGGUGUUUGACAUGGCCCUGGCAAACGGGUUCGUGCAGGACGCCGCCAUGGCCAAGGAGCUCUCCUGGCAGGUGAUGAACGAGAUGGCCUCCCAGUGCGCGGCGGAGUCGUUCUUUUGCUUCGCCAAGUGGGGCGCCAACCGGGCCGUGCGGCAGCGGAAAGCCGCUUCGCAUUCCAGAGAUGAUGAGUCCCAGCUCGGCAGCGGCGACCGUGGCGGCCCGGGAAACGUGAGCCUCUACACGACGACGGAGAUCGUGGCGAGCGCGCUCGAUUUCGACGCUGUGGUGCAGGCCGCGCAGCAGGGGGUUAUCCUGUUGACGGAGGAUACUGGCGCACUGUCGUCAAAAGAAAGCGAACACAGCAGCAGCAGCAGUGGCGAUAGUCAGGCACCUGGAGAGCAGUUGUUCAUUCGCGCCAAGGCCAAGAUCUCGUAUGCUCAGCGUAAGGUGCGGGUGCGGCGCCUGUUUUACGCGGGCGACAGCCCCGACCUGCCCAACUCCAUUAUCAACUUCUGCUGGCACGCCAAGACGGCGGUGGUGAUCGGCGACGUGGUGGCCGACGCGCAGUUCAAGGACGACGCCUACGUGGCCAAGCGACGGCCGCGGUCGGUGCUGUGCGCGCCGCUGUCGCUCAAGAGCAAGCACCACGGCCUCAUCGUGCUCGAGAACGACAUGAGCGCGGGCGUGUUCGGCGAUGAACGGCUCCAGCUGGUGAGCAUCCUCGCCGGCCAGCUCAUUAACUCGCUCGAGAACGCGCUGCUGGCCGACGAGCUGCGGCGCGCCAACCACCGCAUGGCGCGCAAGAACAAGCGGCUCGAGGAGAUGGACAGCGCCAAGGACGCCUUCCUCGCCGUGGCGAGCCACGAGCUUCGCACGCCACUGACGGGCAUCAGCGGCAUGGCGGGCCUCAUGGAGGACACGGCCAUGAGCGACUACCAGGCCGAGUGCCUGCGCGACAUCGAGGCCGAGUCGGAGACGCUGCUCGAGCUGGUCAACGACGUGCUCGACCUCAGCAAGCUCAAGGCUAUGAACCUGGUGUGCCUGCUCUCCCAGCCGCGGCUCAUCCCGCUUAUGGUGCUGGCCUCGCCGUCCGACACGAGCCAACGACUGCACGAGAUGAAUCAACAGUACUCCCCGCUGCAUAUACGACUAUUGGAGGAACUGCGAACACUCUUUGUAAAGGCUGGCACGGACGCCGGCAGUCAACCAGCCCGUGACAAGUAA